UGUAUUAUUUCUAAUUUGAUGGCUGUGGAAAAUCAAAGUAUCACAAGUGAUUUUAUCCUUCUAGGAUUUCCAGAGGGACGUGUGUUGCUGUCGAUUUUGAUAGCUUUGACCUAUUUAACAAUUUUAAUGGGAAAUUUUGCCAUCAUUAGCAUUAUUCGGAUUGAUUGCCAUCUUCAGACACCAAUGUAUUUCUUUCUCAGUUUUCUUUCUUUAUUAGACAUAGGUUACUCUACAGUUACUCUUCCUGCCAUGUUCUUCAAUUCUGUAACAUACAAUAGGAGAAUUUCUUUCAGCAGGUGUUUUGUUCAGCUAUACUUCUUUAUCUGCUUUGGGGGGUCAGAGAGCCUUUUGCUAACAGCUAUGGCCUAUGAUCGAUAUGUGGCAAUAUGUAACCCUCUGCGAUAUUUAGUUAUUAUGAACAAGAAAUUCUGCUCUUAUCUUGUUCUGGGAUGUUACUCCAGUGGAUUCAUGAACUCAGCUUUUCAUACUUCAGUGACGUCUACUGUCAACUUUUGUGAAGUCAGAAACUUGAACCAUUUCUUUUGUGAUAUUCCCCCACUGCUAGAAGUUUCUUGUACAGAUACACGGACCAGCAAGAUGUUAUUGUAUAUUUUCAGUGUUUUCAUGGGAAUAGCUCCAUUUAUGUUUGUCACAAUAUCUUACAUACGUAUCAUUACAACGAUCCUGAAGAUACCAUCUUCUGCAGGAAGGCAGAAAGCCUUCUCAACUUGUUUCUCUCAUCUCAUUGUUGUUACAGUUUUCUUUUCAACAGGUGUUCUAAGUUAUAUAGCUCCUACUCAUAUAGAUACUUUUGAUAUUAUGAUAUUGUCAUCCAUGCUAUACUGUGUUCUGACACCUCUGCUCAAUCCAGUUAUCUAUUGUUUGAGAAACAAGGAGGUUAAAAGGGCAUUCAACAAAGUCUUUUCUAAAAACAUAAUUUUCUAA
Messenger RNA from Pelobates fuscus (common spadefoot toad), 945 nucleotides. RefSeq names its product olfactory receptor 5V1-like. Gene Ontology annotation, cellular component: membrane. Gene Ontology annotation, molecular function: odorant binding; olfactory receptor activity; G protein-coupled receptor activity. The record is from RefSeq and is a predicted model, not a curated record. NCBI's taxonomy places the organism in Eukaryota, Metazoa, Chordata, Amphibia, Anura, Pelobatidae. Bases 19 to 945 code for a protein of 308 amino acids. Gene Ontology annotation, biological process: G protein-coupled receptor signaling pathway. The transcript has a single exon.